Molecule: messenger RNA, 411 nt
Organism: Labrus bergylta (ballan wrasse)
Lineage: Eukaryota; Metazoa; Chordata; Actinopteri; Labriformes; Labridae
Source: RefSeq, a predicted model, not a curated record
UGUCGGAUCAUCAGAGGAGCUGCUGUGUGUCGACAACAGAGACAAUAAGAUGCAGACAUCUCACAGACCUGUGCAGUGGCUCGCUGUCAUGCUUCUUAUCGUCUCCACAUCCGGACAGUGUGAACAGAACAAGAGUCGUCGAGCUGUAACCGAACACCAGCUGAUGCACGACCGCAGCCAAAACAUUCAGAGUCUCAAGAGACUCAUCUGGCUGUCCAGCGCCAUCGAGGGUCUCCACACAGCUCAGACCCGAUCGGCCUCUUUCAACCCCUCAAAGUCCCUGAACCUGCCUGUGAGUCCUGCUGCCGAGAGCCCCCAACCCAGCCGGGUCCAGAGCCUCCUGAGAGACUUCUUUAACAAUCCCUACCUGACCCAGCUGCCCGACAGAGAGCCCUGACACCACACUGAUGC